UUACCACAGACUAUCAAAGAUGCGAUCCUGGUCACCUGGAAACUCGGUAUCCGAUAUUUGUGGGUCGAUGCAUUGUGCAUUGUUCAGAAGGCUGUCUUCGAUUCCAAAAAUGGGAUUAGCAUACAUGAUGGGGAAUGGGCGGUCGAGGCCAAUAACAUGGCUUCUGUAUACGGGAACGCGUAUAUAACUAUCAUGGCUGCUUCGGCAGCGGACUGUCAGGACGGGUUCCUGAAGCUUAGUUGGAUCUCAGAAAAAUGUCGAACUCCACGGGAAUCUAACGGUGGACUAUCAACCUACUAUCUUCUUCUAGAUGUGGAGUUCGCACUCCACUCUUCCCCGCUCUACGGCCGCGGAUGGGCAUUUCAGGAGUCAGUACUUUCCCGCCGAUUACUUAUAUUUGUGAAAAACGAAAUCCUUUGGCUUUGCGACUACGUCUUUAAUCGUAUGACGAGCGAAGGGUGGAUAGAUCACACCGGAUAUGUCUCCUCGCUUCGAAGCAGACAUAAUAAUGGCUUGUUGACUGUCCGUGAUUGGUCGAAGUGGGCCAAGGACUACUCAAGUAGGGAAACAAGUCACGCAUCCGAUCGGUUGGCCGCCUUAUCUGGCGUUAUACAUCACUUCGCUCAAGAGAAUAAUGACACUUCUGUUUUGGGGUUGUGGAGAAGCGAUAUCCCUUUAGGGUUGCUCUGGAAGCCAAUGGGGAUUACUCCUACCGCACGAAUCAAACGAGCCGAAUUUUUUAUGCCAACUUGGUCCUAG
Messenger RNA from Mytilinidion resinicola, 759 nucleotides. RefSeq lists its product as uncharacterized. The transcript has a single exon. The annotation marks the transcript as partial. NCBI's taxonomy places the organism in Eukaryota, Fungi, Ascomycota, Dothideomycetes, Mytilinidiales, Mytilinidiaceae. The record is from RefSeq and is a predicted model, not a curated record.